AUGGAUCGGUUGAAGGAGUGGAGUUGUUGUAACUCAUUUAACACAAUUUACGACUCUCGUAAGGACGAUUACUCCAACGAGUCUGUCCAACAUGUUUUAUAUGGCAAACAUAACAUCUUUGUUUUAAUUGAAACACCUGAAAACGACAUAUUUGGUGUAUUUCACAAGACAGUCACAACACAAAAAAGAGCUGAGGGAUUUUCCCCGAUGAAUGGUUGGGUUUGGGACUAUGACCCUGAAAUGUAUAUCUUUGUUUUGAAAAAUCACACAGCGCCAGAAGCAGAGCCAAAACGUUUUGAACGCAUCGGGUUUAGUGAGGCUUCUUUAGGCAUUUAUCUCCAAGAAAACCAUUUUGAGAUGGUGUAUUUCAUAUCUGAUGUUUUGUCGUUGUUAGACCCUCUUUAUAAGAACAAAAGUUUCAUAGCAAAUGGUAUUUCUAAACAGUUUAAAAUGGAAGGAGAUGAAUUGAUUGGGAGGCAUGGACUUUCAGGUGGGUUUUCGAUAUCUCGGAUGUUGAUCGUUGAAGGUAUUUAA
Entamoeba invadens IP1 is the source of this 534-nucleotide messenger RNA. RefSeq lists its product as hypothetical. NCBI's taxonomy places the organism in Eukaryota, Evosea, Mastigamoebida, Endamoebidae. The transcript has a single exon. The coding region runs from base 1 to 534 and encodes 177 amino acids. The record is from RefSeq and is a predicted model, not a curated record.